UGUCACGUCAUGACGUCGAACGUACGUUUUUGACGUCCCAUCCCGCCCCGUAGUUGUGUUUGCAUUGUUCGACGUGCUGGAAACGAGCAAAUACAGGCAGGAUGUUGCGUCUUCGCUGUAAGACAAAAAACGGGAGUCACGUGAUGCAAGGGUUGACUCACCAAUCGUGUGUGCAAGAGUUAAAAAGCAAAGUGGAGGAGCUGACCGGCAUCCCUUGCGAGGUGCAGAAAAUCAUGGUGGGCUACCCGCCUUCCAGCCUGGACCUGCGCAACGGGGACGCUCACCUCAAGGACUACCCCAUCAAGUCUGGCGACACGCUUAUUGUGGAGGAGGAUAAAAACAAGGCCAAGCUGGGCACCCAUCCCAUCGUCACCAAAACGCCUCGCUUGAACGCUUUACCAACACUGGCGCGCCGCGUGGUGCCGGCCGACAACUCGUGCCUGUUCACCAGUGUCAACUUUGUGGUGGAGGGCGGCGUGUACGACCCGGCGUGCGCCCCGGAGAUGCGCGGCCUCAUCGCCCAGAUCGUCUCCAGUGACCCGGCAGCGUACUCUGAGGCUGUUCUGGGCAAGAGCAACGAGGACUACUGUGCCUGGAUCCGGCGCGACGACACAUGGGGUGGCGCCAUCGAAGUGUCCAUCCUGUCCAAGUUUUACCAGUACGAGAUUUGCGUGGUGGAUACACAGACUGUACGCGUGGAUCGCUUUGGGGAGGACGCCGGCUACCGCAAGCGCGUGCUUCUCAUCUACGACGGCAUCCAUUAUGACCCGCUGCAGAGGGAGGUGCCCGGCGCGCCCCCCCAGACCAUCUUCUCCACCGGCGAUGACAUCAUCCUGGCGCAGGCCCUGGAGCUGGCCGACGAGGCUCGCCGCAAGCGCCAAUUCACGGACGUCAACCGCUUUGCACUGCGGUGCAUGGUCUGCCAGACGGGCCUGGUAGGACAGAAGGAGGCCCGCGAGCAUGCUAAGGAGACGGGCCACACCAAUUUUGGCGAAGUCUGAAACAUUUACUUGCUUCUGUUUGUGUGCCACCCCUCCACGUUAUGUGGCCGUCUACCUCGGCGUUUCCCGACCUUUACUGAACCAAGUUGCGUAUUUUAAAGAAAAAAAAAAUAUCUCCUGGCACACCACCAAACACAAAUAGCAAAAAGUAUGUAUUAGAGCUGAACAAUUUUGAAAAUCAUUUAAUUGCUAUUUCAUUUGUGAUUAUUUUUUUCAAGGUCAGGUUUUAUUAUCCAAAAAUGGUUUUGGUCUUAUAUGCUAAAAUAAGGGUAAGUGUAGCCCAAAUGAAUAAGACACACAUCUUGAUCCACUUUAGUUAAAAUUCACUCCGACAACUUCACAAUUCUGCCAAACAAGCGUGGCAAAAACAUAAGUCAGAAAGUCAUAUUUGAUUACAAACAAAUCUGUUGUCUUAUAAGACAAGAAAAGAAAUCCUUUGUCUCACAAUGGAGAAAUUCCCAAUUUACUGCAGAACAAAAGUGUGUGUGUGGGUGUGUGUGUGUGUGUGUGUGUAUAUGUAUAUAUAUAUAAUAUAUACACACUGUAUAUGUUCAUGUUUCACAAAACAGUAACUUGAACUGCCUGGUGUGAAUUAAAAAUUGCAUUCUCUUAUAUUGCAUUAUUAGAUGGAAUUUGAUUAAUUGUUCAGCCCUAAUAUGUAUGGUGUGCCCCCCACCGACGCAUUUGCAAUUUCACUUAUUUGCCGACUUUUUUUGGGGGGGGUGGCGGGGCAAAAUAUUCUCCGAUUCACAUUUUUGUGCUCUUUCCGAAACACCAUGAAGAUGGCACCAAGCCCUGUCUAAAAGAAAAGUACUGCUUUGGCUCCAUUUUGUGGCAUCAAAAGGCAAUCAUAAGUCUCUUGGUGGGGGGGGGAUUACUUGCAUUAUUCUGUUGUAUGAAUGGCAACAGGAUGACAUGCAGGUUAAUUGAACACCAUCAGAAGAGCAUUUAAUUGUUCUGUCUGUCACAAUACAUCACUGGCAUAGAUAGAUCAGCAAAGGUAAAUUAUUUGUUGUAAAUCAUUUCCAAACCAAGUAAGUGAAAUUGCCGCGGCUCAGUAGUUUGGUAUCACUGGUCUACCUCACCGACAUCCACAACAUUUAACUGGCCACCCAGCACUGGUAAUGCCAUUAUUCUCCAGAUCGGCCUCGACCGGUCAAAAUUUAAUCCACCUUUGUCAACAUUUUAGAAAACACCUCUGCCUACAGAAUAUGUCUGCCUUCAACAUACUACCUGGCCAUUUUCAUCUCGCUGUCGUUGUGUUGAAACAUUGCAAAACCAAAACAAUCACUAACUAACUACACAAACGGUUGGUUUGUUGAGCCAUGAAAGGUGAAGUCAACCCCACCCCCACCCCCAAAAUAUUUUCACAGCGUGCCUUCACUAGUCUCAACACGGCAUGGCUAAGUGACAGAAAACAGGUGGGCCGUGAUUGGUUGUUAACUGAUCCCUGACCGACUGUCAUGAGUCGACCGCAGGUUGCAAACUGGCCGCUCCGUCAGAUGGACAAAAACGGUUGGAUUUUACUGUUCAAAUCAUAUUGCACAGAUGCUAGACCAGUGGGGUUGCAGAGAACAUAUUCCCGUAAAGAAAAUGGUCUGGUUGACUUCCCCUUGAAUUGCAUUGCCAAAGAUUGCAAGCCAAUUCUUGACGCUCAGUAAUUUGGCCAAGUAACCAACGUAGGGAUUUAUUUUAAUGGGAUGGACUGUGUACAUUUUGGACAAAAACACAUGGUCAUUUCUGCAAAUGGUGCAGAGAGGAGUUGUGCUAUUUUGUCCGGUAGUCAGUUAAUACUGAUCAUAUGCAGAAGAUGAUGCUAGCACGAUAAAUUUGGUCAGAAUGUCAGAACAAAAAUGAACCAAGUUGGCAGCACGACGAAUGGUCACACUCUCUCGUACUUUUGUUUUGAUCAUUUCCCUUUGUCUUUGCUGACCAUGGUUUACUCCGCUUAAAAUUGUCUUGAUUUGUGUGUGGGGGGAAGUAAAAUUGACCAAAUUUGAAAGUUUAGCAGGUAACGUCAAUCUAGAGUUUUGUUUUAAACUAAAAUGAGAAAAUGUUUGUUUUUAUUUAAAAUAAGAUAAUCUCAUUUAACAUGAAGCGUUAACAUCUCAGGUCAGAAUUUCUCAUGUGUAUUCAAUGAAACGCAAUGAACAUCUCAUUUUGUCAACUCAAGUAGGUUCCACACUUGCUGACUUUUAAAUUGAGAGGGGCCCCACAUACACACAAGAAAGUGUGCUAAGUAAAUACGUAGGAAAUUUGCUCAGAUUUGUACAGAUUGUCUUUGUGUGCCCUUGCAAAACAAUUUUGCUUUUUGUUCAACAUAUGUGGAGGUACAGUAAUGUUUUCUUUAAUCGGACAUCAUGCUGAGUCUACGUUCCCAGUGGGGGAAAAUGGCUCACCAACUUUGCCUCGUUUUAGCUAUGACCCUCUUAAUGUUAGACUCGUUUAUUUCUCAGCUGUGUUUAGGUCUUGGUGGAGGUCUUCGGUUACACACAUACAUGACUGAAAACUACCUGAACACAAGACACGUAGUGACGGAACUGGUCAAAUUGUUACGUGACACUGACUUUCAAACUCUCUUUUGAAAAUAAUAGGAAACAGGAUUGACUUCAAACUUGGAAUUGCAAAAACUAACAUUUUAACAUGCCUAUUUUUUAUGCAAGACAAAAAUGAAAGUCAGUCCUCGUCUUUUGAGGAUUCCCAUUAAAGUCCUUUCCCGCGUGGCACAUUUCUUGUGUCGUGCCUGUCAAGGGAUGAUGAAUCUUCCUCGUCCCCCAAAAGAAUAAUUGUAGGGAAAAGUACAGGUGUGCGUUAAAAAAUAAUAUGAAAAAGUUGAUUUAGUUCAGUAAUGCUAUUUAAAAUGUGAAACUUGUGUAAUGCAAACAUUCAUUACGCUGAAUGACACAUUUCAAGUGUUAAUUCAUUUAAAUUUUGACGCUUAUAUCUGAAAAUUAAUAUAACGAGCACCUGUGUCUUUAGAUGCUCACUAAGAUGCAGACUUGUUUCAUGAUAGUUUGACUUUCGAGGCUUUUUUGUUUCGAUUUAUUUCAUGGGGAGGGCGAUUGGAACCCCAUUAAGUGUUCAACUUGGCGUUCUGUGAUGUCCCCCCCAGACCGCCAGGGGCAGUGUUGAGAUCACGGAAUAUGUGGCGUUUCACUGUUGAUUUUUCUUGAUUUGAUUUUCCUGAGAUGGUAAAACUUGAAGUGAAUUUUUUGUUUCGGUUUGUGUGCUUAUUUCAUUUCAAGUAGAUGGCAAAUAAUGGUGCUGUCAACAAAAGAGACUUAAUUUUUCUGUUCACUAAAUUGUAAUUUUUGUUGUGAAUUUGAAUAAUGUGAAAAUGUUGACACUUAUUUCAAGUUUUAUGAGGAGAAUGUCGCUCAGUACAAGGUUGCUGCCAAAAAGUCAUGUCAAGAUUUUCUUGUUUUAAUGUGAACUGCUACUAUUUUUCACCUUGCCAUUUCUCAAGUUCUCAUCACUACUCUUCCAUGAAUGUUGCACACCAAACAUUACAUAACUGGAUUUACUUGACUUUUUCUGCAGUGUUGUGUCACAAGUAAAAGAUAGAGACAGUC
Hippocampus zosterae (dwarf seahorse) is the source of this 4573-nucleotide messenger RNA. RefSeq names its product YOD1 deubiquitinase (gene yod1). Gene Ontology annotation, biological process: endoplasmic reticulum unfolded protein response; protein deubiquitination. Bases 102 to 1001 code for a protein of 299 amino acids. Gene Ontology annotation, cellular component: cytosol; nucleus. The record is from RefSeq and is a predicted model, not a curated record. The transcript has 3 exons. NCBI's taxonomy places the organism in Eukaryota, Metazoa, Chordata, Actinopteri, Syngnathiformes, Syngnathidae. Gene Ontology annotation, molecular function: cysteine-type deubiquitinase activity; protein binding.